AUGGCGGAAAAAUUAAGGGAAGGAUUGAUCUUGGGACUGGGAAACCCUCUUCUGGAUAUCUCAGCUGUUGUCGACGAAGAUUUUCUCAAGAAGUAUAAUUUAAAAGCUAAUGAUGCAAUUCUUGCUGAUGAGAGUCACAAGCCGCUGUAUGACGAGCUGAUUGAGCAGUACAAAGCGGAAUUUAUCGCUGGCGGAGCGGUUCAGAAUACCAUGAGAGUUGCUCAAUGGUUCCUGGAGAAACCUCACGUGGCAACAUUCAUGGGUUGCGUUGGCAAAGACAAGUACUCCAAGAUUUUGGAAGAAAAAGCUCGGUCUAGUGGAUUAAAUGUAAAGUACCAGUACCACGACACAGUUCCUACCGGAACUUGUGGGGUUUUGAUAACCGGAAAAAUAAGCCCGGAGACGAUCCAAGAAGUCGCUAAACACUCGCACAAAAACGGCAAGACCUUUAUGAUGAAUCUGAGCGCUCCGUUCUUAUGCGAGUUCUUCAAGAAACCAAUGAUGGACGCGUUCCCGUACGUCGACAUUAUUUUCGGAAAUGAAACAGAGGCCGAAGCUUUCUCAAAAGCCAACGACCUGGGUACUAUGGACCGCAAGGAAAUCGCCUUAAAGAUGUCCAAGAUGGACAAGGUCAAUGAGAAGCGCCAGCGGAUUGUUAUAAUUACUCAGGGUGCGGAUAAUGUUAUUCUUGCUAAGGAUAACACUAUUCAGGAAUUUCCGGCUACUUCUUUGCCGGAGGAAAAAGUUGUUGAUACUAAUGGUGCUGGUGAUGCUUUUGUUGGAGGUUUCAUAGCGCAGUACGUUCAAGGUGCAAGCAUCGAGACCUGCAUCAAAUGUGGAAUUUGGGCAGCCACUGUUAUUGUCCAACGUUCUGGUUGCACCUACGAAGGAAAACCAGAUUUUGCUACUUGA
Cotesia congregata is the source of this 912-nucleotide messenger RNA. NCBI's taxonomy places the organism in Eukaryota, Metazoa, Arthropoda, Insecta, Hymenoptera, Braconidae. The record is from the annotation of a GenBank genome assembly.